UCCGUAGCCGAGCCGCACAUGACCAGGAAACAGGGAAGUGUUGUCUCAAACAGAAACAGGGCCGAGUCUGUUCCUUGUUUUUAGUCGUAGACGACUCACUGACAACAUUUCACGCACUUAUAAGGCACAUAGCUGACGGAAGAGACGGACAGCUCCAGUAGUGUAUGAUUAAAUCAUGAAAAUGGGCUCAAAUCGCUCGUGUUCGCUUACUUUAUUGAAUUAUCUCCUAAUCUGCGUCACAUUGUGGAGCGGCGUGUUUGCCAAAUCAUACCGGAGACCAAACAUUGUUUUGAUCCUCACAGACGACUUGGACAUCGCUAUAGGGGGUCUGAGUCCACUCAGCAAGACGAAAAAACUAAUUGGUGAUGCAGGGAUAUCAUUCACAAACGCAUUUGUUGCCAGCCCGCUGUGCUGCCCCAGUCGAGCCAGCAUCCUGACGGGGAAAUAUCCCCACAACCACCACGUCAUCAACAACACGUUAGAGGGAAACUGCAGUAGCAAAGCCUGGCAGAAGAGUCAGGAAGCCCACACCUUCCCCGCCCUGCUGAGGACGUACGGCGGCUACCAGACCUUCUUCGCUGGGAAAUAUCUUAACCAGUAUGGGCACUCGGAGGCUGGUGGAGUGGAACAUGUUCCUCCAGGCUGGAACUACUGGGUCGGACUGGAGAAAAACUCUAAAUACUACAACUACACUCUGUCAGUGAAUGGAAACGCCCAGAAACAUGGAGCCGACUACAGCAAAGACUACCUGACAGACGUCCUGGCCAACAUGUCUCUGGACUUCCUCCAGUAUAAAUCCAACUACCAGCCGUUCUUCAUGAUGGUGUCCACCCCGGCCCCCCACUCCCCGUGGACUGCAGCUCCUCAGUACCAGGACAGCUUCAACAACACCAAGGCUCCCAGAGACCCCAACUUUAACGUCCACGGGAAGGACAAACACUGGUUGAUCAGACAGGCUAAAACCCCCAUGACCAAUUCCUCUGUUCAGUUUCUGGAUGAUGCUUUCAGAAAACGGUGGCGAACUUUACUGUCAGUGGACGACCUGGUGGAGAAAAUAGUGAAGAGCUUGGAGGUCAGAGGUGAACUGGACAAUACCUACAUCUUCUUUACCUCUGACAAUGGGUACCACACAGGUCAGUUCUCUCUUCCUCUGGAUAAGAGGCAGCUCUACGAGUUUGACAUCAGAGUUCCUCUCAUGGUCAGAGGACCAAAUAUCAAGCCCAACCAGACCAGCCAGAUGCUGGUGGCGAACGUCGACCUCGGCCCGACCAUGCUGGACAUCGCUGGCUACGACGUCAACAAGACGCAGAUGGACGGCAUGUCCUUCCUGCCCAUUAUGGAGGGGAAGAUGAACAGCAGCAGCUGGAGAACAGACAUCCUGGUGGAGUAUGAAGGAGAGGGAAGCAACGUGUCCGACCCCGCCUGCCCUCUGCUGGGACCAGGAGUGUCGGAGUGUUUCCCAGACUGUGUGUGUGAGGACUCGUAUAACAACACCUACGCGUGUGUGCGCACAGUCGCCCCCUCUGCCAACCUGCAGUACUGCGAGUUUGACGACAAUGAGGUGUUUGUAGAAGUCUACAACGUGACAGCAGACCCCUACCAGCUGACCAACAUCGCAAAGACCAUCGAGCAGGAAGUCCUGGAGAAGAUGAACCAUCGGCUGAUGAUGCUGCAGUCCUGCUCCGGACAGUCGUGUCGGACACCCGGCGUAUACGAUCCAAGGUAUAAAUUUGACCCACGACAGAUGUUUACCCACCACAGCUGGCAGAUCAGCAGACUGAGACAGAAGAUGAAAUAAGAAGAACAGAUGAAGGACGAAGGAGAAGAUGGACAGAGGAAGAAGGGCUGUAUUGUAUUUUGUAUUCAGCCUUGUUUUCAGGUCUCCUGAGGCAGUCUCUUUUGUAGAUUGGAUGGAGAAGGGAUCAGGUGCGGUCAUAUUUUGGGGAAUAGGUUGGUUGCCAUAGAGACAGGAGGCCUCUCUCAGUGCAGGACCCACCUUUAAAGCUUCCAGUUUGGGCUGCUGCUUAGUGAGUUUGUCAGUAGGUGUGUGCAGGGAAGCCAAAUUAUUCAGGAUGGAUUUACACUCGCAAGCCAUUAAUUCACUUUUUUUUUUAUUUCUUAUAAAUGUCUGUUCAGUCAGUCGUUUCAAUUUAAACUCCUGGCAACAAGUGACGGAAAUUUGACCCAAUUCUUAGAAAUUCAUGUCUGUUUUUCAUAUCAGUGAUCCCAACAGAAGCCAGUUCACGGAAGCUUUUCCAUUUACUUGUCUGAAUACACGGUGCCGGGUUGGUUGGUUCUUUUUGGUGCAUUCGGAUUGUCCUCAAGAAUUUGUCAGAAGGUGAAAAUUUCGAUGAUCAUCACCAACAAGUCGCACUCAGAUGGUUGAGAAAGCGAUAAAUAUGAGUGAUAAACUUCCAGGAUACGCAAGUUUAGAACUUAACAUUUACUGUAACCUGGUUUCCAUCCAAAUGCAGCGCAAAUUUUAACCAAAUUUAUGCACGUUUCCAUCCACUACUGUUAUGCGAAUAUUGGGAGCUGGUUCAUUGAGUAACAAACGAGAAUAAAAAGGAAGAAUCACAUGACUGAAAAUUUAACAAAAUGCCACAUUUAGAUAGAAACAGGAAUUACAAACUUAACUAGUAAAAUGAUGUCAGAUCCUUAGCAAGCAGUGGCAAAAAAGGUCUCUUCAAAUGUAUUCCAACCAUGAUUAGAGAACAUUUUAGGAAAAAGCAACUUGUGACUAAAAAUAAUAGGAACUGAUUUUUAAGAAUUGUUAGUGGCAUCAGUGAAAGUUAAAUUUACAAAUCUGAUUAAACGGAUUAUUACUAACGCUGCAGACAGACUCCGAUAAACAUCGCAGACAUGAGAAGUGUCUCCUACAGUGUUUCCAGCAUCAUUUCAGUGAUUUUAUCUCGACUGGAGUAGUUUAAAGCACCUUUUCAUUCACAAAUUUCUAAUUAAUCGUCACUUUGUUUUUACACUUGUAUUUUUGUGUCAUCAUCGAUUUCCUAUUUGGAUUUUAAUUCUUCACUUGAUGUACAUUUGAUUACAUUCAUAGUGAGUUUAUUUGAAUGCACAGAAAAAACAUUUCUAUGUUGGGGAAAAUUUGACAACUUACAUCAAAUAUUUCACUAAUAAUCUCAUGUUUUGUUGCAUUUCACUGAGCCAAAUCUGAAACAUUGGUUUGACACAGGGAUUAACUUCUUGAUGGGAGGGAGGAAGCAGUCAUUUUAGAGAGAUAGAAGAUAUAUCUUGCCAAAAAAAAAGGCCAUUUAGAUCAGUUAUGUUAUCCUUUUGGAUGUGAGAACUUUUUAAAGGCCAAUUAAAUAGUAAUCAGAGAACAUGUAAUAAUAACUGAAAUAGAAUAAUCUAUAUUUGAUAUUUUUCAAUACGACGACCUUCUCCUUCAAACUGUAAGGGAACUGAUUUGUUGUUCAUCUUUAUGCCAUAAACUAAAAUCGAAACAACAAUUUCUUUAAAUCCUUUUGUGGGCCUGCCUUGAAAUUUCUGUCACUGCUGAAACACAGAAAUCUCCAUUUAAUUUCAAAUAGAUUUUCAAAAGGCUGAUAUAUUUUAGAUCAAAGCUGCCUACAGCCAGUAUUUUGUGGUGAAACAUUUAUUUUUAAAUUAAGAUAAAAUGUUUUCGGAUCAAUACCCAACCAAAGAUCUGAUUAGGAGACUUUUGAGGGUAAUUCCUGAGUAUUAAAUAACGUUCAGAAAGUCUGUCUGUCGCGGUAUAUCUGCAUUCAUUUGUAGUAAAAGACGGAAUCUUUUUUGUGUGGUAAUUUCGAUUGUGAAUUAUUUUCUUACUGACAAGCAAGCAGACGAACCGGCUGUUAAUUGUGAAUCAAUGAUUGUCCAUUUGUUCCGCUGCUACUUUAUCGUUGUUGUCCUUGGAUAAAAUCGCUCAUACAGCUCUUUCUUCCUCUGUAGUCAGUUGGUUCUGAGUCACAACUGGACUGAAGUUAAGUUACAUGUGAACACUGAGAAAUAAAGUCCUGUGAAAGUCUUGUGGAAAACCAGAGACCACAGGACUCAACGUACACUGAUUAUUUUUCCUCUUGAAAGCGAUCGCUUUGUUUCAAUUCACUGAUGCACUUUCCGAACUAUUGUUUUUGAUGAUGUAUUUUAGGCUUGUGUUUUUGUCCUAAUAAUAAUAAAGAGAAUCUCAAUAUUA
Molecule: messenger RNA, 4177 nt
Organism: Siniperca chuatsi (mandarin fish)
Lineage: Eukaryota; Metazoa; Chordata; Actinopteri; Centrarchiformes; Sinipercidae
Gene: gnsa
Product: glucosamine (N-acetyl)-6-sulfatase a
Exons: 14
Coding region: 176-1798 (540 amino acids)
Biological process (GO): glycosaminoglycan metabolic process
Molecular function (GO): glycosaminoglycan binding; N-acetylglucosamine-6-sulfatase activity
Source: RefSeq, a predicted model, not a curated record